Messenger RNA from Rubroshorea leprosula, 1181 nucleotides. The record is from the annotation of a GenBank genome assembly. Lineage: Eukaryota; Viridiplantae; Streptophyta; Magnoliopsida; Malvales; Dipterocarpaceae.
CUUCUUUGCGUCCCCUGCAGCUCCCGAAGGCCCCCAGCCAAGCCGACAGCCUCCCAUGAAGAAAAACCGGUAGGAAGCCUUAAAUUCCUCCUUCUUUCUUGUCCAAGAACAAGAUUUAGGAGCUUAGAAUUCUCCCCCCUGCAGAGAAUUUUCGGAUCUGCCUUGCUCUGCUCCUCACCGCCGGCUGCUCCUGCUUUGUGGGGGCGAAUUGCCUUGAUUUUCUGUUCCGUGAGCUUCCCCCUGCACUUCCCGCCGGCUCUUCCCCAACUGCAGCUCCGAUUUUGGCUUGUUAAAUUCCGCAUUAAGUUAUGUUUUAAGCUUGGUUUAGGUAGAGAAAUUAGCUUGAUUAGUUGCUGUGAUUUUUGGAGAGAAAAUCUCGUGAAUUAGCUAGUGUUUUGGCCAAUUUUGGAAGUGCAGUUACUGUUCACGAGCACUAUUCACAUAUUACUGUUCACACACCGAGGGUCAACAAUUAAUGGGAAUUUAAAUGAUUAGUUUGUGGUAUAAGAACGAAUUUGGAGAUAUCUGAUAAUGUGGAGACUGAUAAGAAUUAGCAUCGUGAUUAAGGGUAGUCCUAAUGAUGAUUUCAGUUUGAAUUUGUGGUAGUACGUGGUGGUGGGACUAAACCUAUUUUAUGCAAAAGUAAGUAUGAUUAAUUUGAAGUGAAAUUUUAUGCUUUUCAUUAAAUUGAGCAUGCCUACUUGAAAUUUAAUUGAUUGUCCUGAUGAUUUGAAAGUGAUUGGUGAAUUAUGAUUUUUCUGUUAACUUCUACCUGUUUUGUCUCCGAUGUGGUCAUGUUAUUAGUGACCCUGCUAGUGGGGAUUAAACGCUAGCACACGUCGACAUGUUUACUGAUAUGACCGGUAAAUUCUGACGCCUGCCGAUGGGCGAACACAUUGGUAAAUUUCUGGCGCCUACCAAUGGGUUGUUAUAACACUGGCCAUGACCUAUAGAGGAGACGUCUAUUUCGUUUCCGUACUUGUGCCUGUUUUUCGUGAUUAUACUUGUUGGCAUGCUAUAAGAAGCAAAACCGAGGACGGGGAACCCACGGGAAGUGACGAGUUAGAAGGCUAGCCAUUUCGAGAUUGAUAUAGAUUUUAGAUAUAAAUUAUGAUCUUGUAAGUUAGAUUGUAUUCGGAGAUUUUAUGAUAUCAGAGCAAUUAUAAAAUUUGAUCUUCAGA